AUGUUUGUUCCCUUCUGGAAUAUUUCCCUAACUCCUCCCAUCCCUCGUCCUCCACCCUUUUGGGGGACAUCUUUACCCAGGGAGAAAAAAUGGGUGACCGUGGGUGAUACGUCCCUGAGGAUAUUUAAGUGGGUUCCUGUGACAGACAGCAAGGAGAAAGAAAAGUCAAAAUCAAACAGUUCAGCAGCCCGGGAACCUAAUGGCUUUCCCUCGGAUGCCUCAGCCAAUUCCUCUCUCCUCCUUGAAUUCCAGGAUGAAAACAGCAACCAGAGUUCGGUGUCGGACGUGUAUCAGCUGAAGGUGGAGAGCAGUACCAACUCGAGCCCCAGCCCCCAGCAGAGCGAGUCCCUGAGUCCAGCACACACGUCGGAUUUCCGCACCGACGACUCCCAGCCCCCGACUCUGGGCCAGGAGAUCCUGGAGGAGCCUUCCCUGCCUGCCUCCGAAGUGGCUGAUGAGCCGCCCACCCUCACGAAGGAGGAGCCAGUCCCGCUGGAGACACAGGUCCCAGAGGAAGAGGAAGACUCCGGCGCCCCGCCCCUGAAGCGCUUCUGUGUGGACCAGCCCGCAGUGCCGCAGACAGCCUCCGAGAGCUAGCACCGCUGCGCCCUCUGCCUCCUGGCCCCCCUGCCUCUAUUUAUUGCAUUCUGGUUCUGGCCAUGCUGUGUUGCUGGGGUACGGGCAAGCACUGGGGUCCAGAGCCUGCACUUCUGAGCUGGAAGGCUGACAUACGACUUGGGGUGGGAGCAGCAUCUUCCCGUCCCGACACCUGUGUCCGCUUGCGCCCGAAGAGAGGAGAAGUCACGUCCCUGUUGCACCCUGCGUAGGCUGGCACGUCGGCCACCUCCAGGCUCAAGGAGCUCCUCCAGGGAGCCGAUCUGCUGUGGAGCCUCUGGACCGGCCGAGCUGCUGCCGCUUCACGAGAGGAAGGAGAUGGAUGUGGAGGGCCGCUGCAGACUUGAACUUGACUGGAGACUCGGUUCAUUGGUGGGCUGGCCUGUCGGGCUGCUGUUGGAGAAGGACUUGGAGGGGAAGGGCUCUUCUCCAGAUGGAGGCAGAACGCUCUCGGUGCUGAGGUGGCCCUGCCUCCAGCGGGCGCUUGCGCUGCUGACAGUCCUUUGUCCCCGCUGGAGCUUUUUCUGUCCCCCAAAUGCACACUUCUUCACCUGUACAUUUCACUCUGGCAUUCCCCCAGCACUGUGCCACACACUGCCCCAGCAAGAAGGCGAGGCUCAGACAGCAGUCCCCUUGCCCCCCUCAGACUUUCUAGAAGGUUUCCUUUUCUUUGAAAUCUGCAUGUUUAAUUAAACUUGGUGAUUUUUAUUUUUUGUUUCAAAAAAAAAAAAGUUUAAGAAAAGAAAUGGGCAACAGUGAGUGAAGACAUAUUUUAGCACUGCAUAGAAUAUUUUUAAAAUUAAAAUGACUUGAAAUAUG
Echinops telfairi (small Madagascar hedgehog) is the source of this 1434-nucleotide messenger RNA. RefSeq names its product BAF chromatin remodeling complex subunit BCL7B (gene BCL7B). Bases 1 to 597 code for a protein of 198 amino acids. The transcript has 6 exons. NCBI's taxonomy places the organism in Eukaryota, Metazoa, Chordata, Mammalia, Afrosoricida, Tenrecidae. The record is from RefSeq and is a predicted model, not a curated record.